UACGGAAGAACAUAAGUUGCUCAUUCGGGUGUGUUGUUCGGUCCUUUUCUCUUCUCCAUCGAGCAGUCAAGACUUUGCUAAAGUUAUAUGCUCAUAUGUGCCAGUCGCUAGGCUUUGGUCUCGGGGAUCGGAAUUGGAUGCAAUUACAGAUCGGGAGUUUAGAAUCGGAGAGUUUAAGAAAAUUGUACAAAUCCUCACAUCAAAAAGGGAUUUUUCCCCAUAUAAUAACUUUCGAUGCGACUCAAAUUAUUUUAUUACAUGCGAAAAACCGCUGAGAAUUAGCCGACUACUCCCGUCCCGCGUUUUCGAUAUCGCUGCUCUAUGAACGCGCGAAUGUUUGCCACCCUUUCGAACGCAAGCGAUGACACUGCGCCGAACGACGAAACUCAUAGCCUCGGCUCUGCUGCGAGUCCUUCGCGCCGCACCACAGCGUCGGCAUCUCCGAACUUGCACCGACGCCAGAACCGUCAAGACAGGCUUCGACCCCACCACUUCCCGCUCCAACUUCCGGGUCAAGGACAUACUCGAGCGGGGGGACCUGUCGCGCGCACGGCGGGUGUUCGAUCAAAUGCCCAACAGAAACACGGUCUCGACUAACAUGAUGAUGUCCGGGUACGUGAAUGCCGGCAAUCUGGUGAGCGCGAGGAAGUUGCUUGAUGGCAUGGCUGAGCGCACGGCGGUCUCGUGGACGAUCUUGAUGGGCGGGUACUUGAGGUCUGACAAGGUAAGUGAAGCAUUCGAGCUUUUCGGGGAGAUGCACCGGUGCGGCACGGAGGCAGACUACGUGACUUUUGCCACGUUGUUGUCGGGCGUGCGCUACUCUGAUACGUUUAAUGAAGUGAUUCAAGUCCAUGCUCAGAUAAUCAAACUGGGGUUCGAUUUGGUUCUCAUUGUUAACAAUGCGUUGGUAGAUGCUUAUUGCAAGUCUUGUCGGCUUGGCUUAGGUAGCCAGCUGUUCAAGGAAGUGCCCGAGAAAGAUUGUGUCACGUUCAAUGCGUUGAUAACUGGAUACUUGAAUGAAGGCUUGUUUGAGGAAGCGAUUAAUCUCUUUGUUGAGAUGCAAAAGUUGGGUUUCAGGCCUUCGGAGUUCACCUUCACGGCAAUUUUAGCCGCAGGUAUUGGGUUAGCUGACAUAGGAUUCGGAAAACAGAUUCACAGCCUCGUCCUCAAGACUAAUUUCCUGUGGAACGUGUUUCUUGGGAAUGCGUUGUUGGACUCUUAUUCGAAGCAUGAUCAUGUGGAAGAAGCGAGGAAACUUUUUGACGAGAUGCCAGAGGUGGAUUGUGUUUCCUACAAUGUCAUUAUCACUGGUUAUGCAUGGGACGGGCAGGUAGAGGCUUGUCUUCGCAUUUUUCGCGGACUUCAGUCUACUAGAUUUGAUAGGAGGCAAUUCCCUUUUUCGACCUUGCUUAGUGUGGCAGCAAACGUGGCCGACUUUGAAAUGGGUCGGCAGAUUCAUUGCCAGACCAUAGUGACAAAAGCUGAUUCAGAAAUCCUUGUUGGAAAUGCUUUGGUUGACAUGUAUGCAAAAUGUGCUAGAUAUAAGGAAGCUAAGAUGAUAUUUGCUGAUCUUGCUUACAGAAGCCCAGUUCCCUGGACAGCCUUGAUUUCUGCUUACAUUCAGAAUGGCCUCCAUGAAGAAGGCUUAAAACUGUUCGUUGAGAUGCAAAGAGCCAAUGUUAGUGCUGAUCAAGCAACUUUUGCUAGCAUUUUGAAAGCCUCUGCAGUUUUGGCAUCACUUUCACUUGGGAAACAAUUGCAUUCAUUUGUGAUCAGAUUGGGGUACAUUUCAAACGUGUUUGCAGCGAGUGCACUUGUUGACAUGUAUGCAAAAUGUGGAUCCAUGAAACAUGCAAUUCAAACUUUUGAAGAAAUGCCCGAGAGGAAUGUUGUAUCCUGGAAUUCUCUAAUUUCAGCUUAUGCUCAAAAUGGGGAUGGUCGCGCAACUCUUUACACAUUUGAAUCUAUGGUUAAGUCAGGUCUUCGACCUGAUUCUGUUGGAUUCCUCAAUGUUUUAUCAGCUUGCAGUCACUGUGGACUUGUUGAAGAGGGUUUAAAGUACUUUGAUUUGAUGCGUAAUACAUAUGCACUCGUUCCUAAGAGAGAACACUUUGCUUGUAUGGUUGAUGUGCUGUGUCGAAGUGGACGAUUUGGUGAAGCUGAGAAGUUCAUGUCUCAAAUGCCAUUUGAGGCUGACGAGAUUAUGUGGAUGUCGGUUCUGAAUUCAUGUAGGAUACAUAAGAACCAAGAACUAGCCAAGGAAGCAGCAGAUAAACUUUUCGCUAUGGAGGAGCUUAGAGAUGCUGCCUCUUAUGUCAACAUGUCUAAUAUAUAUGCGGCCGCAGGCCAGUGGGAUUGUGUCGUACAAGUGAAGAAGGCAAUGAGGGAAAGAGGAAUGAAAAAGGUUCCUGCGUGUAGUUGGGUUGAGAUUAAACAUAGAAGUCAUGUCUUUAUGGCAAAUGAUAAUUUGCAUCCCCAAAUAAAGGAGAUCAGGAGAAAAAUUGACACAUUGGCGGAAGAGAUGGAGAAAGAAGGAUACAAACCUGACACAAGUUGUGCCCUUCACAAUGUUGAUGAAGAAAUUAAGAUUGAAUCUCUUAAAUAUCAUAGCGAAAGGUUAGCGAUUGCAUUUGCACUUAUUAGCACGCCUAAGGGAUCACCUAUCCUUAUAAUGAAGAACUUGAGAGCCUGUACAGACUGUCAUGCUGCAAUCAAGGUGAUAUCAAGGAUUGUUCAAAGGGAAAUUACAGUUCGAGAUUCAAACAGGUUUCAUCAUUUUAAAGAUGGAAGUUGCUCUUGUGGUGAUUAUUGGUAGGUUUUGCAUGGAAAAUUCCCUAUGAUGUAUGACAAGGUCACGAAAACAAGUUCUAGGGUUUAGUCAGGCUAGAUAACUUUAAUCCAGUGUUGCUUUAGAUCGAGCAGCUGAUUCCAGUUGAUCAAUAGAAGCUACUAUUCUGGAGCUUUCAUUUCGUCGUUAGUUCAUGGUGACAAUUACUGCACUAGAGGGCACAAAGGCUAAAGAAACCUUUCUCAAUUGUUUCAACAAUGAAUGGGUCUCAGACAAAUUCAGGAUCGUAGCUACCGUUGGAGAAGUGUGAAAUCAUUGUACAAUUGGAUUCAAUCACCAAGCUCAUGAAAAGACUUGCAGUGAGUUUGAUUCUGAAAUUGAUUAACCAAGACAAGAUGCCUGAAAAGAGAGAAGCUAUUUAUAAAGAAAGCACAGUUGGUGGAGCUUUGGGAUUCCUGCGCUGAUGUCGAGAUUGCUUGUGGAGAGGAAACAUCCUCGAAGGAUACAAGCUUGUAAGACUGCUUUGCAACUGGGUGCGAUUUGUGAUGUAGAGAAGAUGGUUCUCAGCAUAAAGUCGAGGUGAAAAGUGAUUUUCCCAGCAUACAAGGUGUCUCGGAAGAACGUGUUUCUGUGGGAUGACUAUUAAUCUCUGGAUCUCUGCUGGGUCAUGGGAACAUGCCAUUUUCCUCCAAAGAUAACUGGGAGCUGAAUCGUUGGAAGCUCACAAGUGAGAGGGGAAGAAAGGAGAGAAAUUGAUGCAAGUUCUCUUCUCAACAAUGGCUAUAUGAAUAGAUGAUUCUUUGUUUGUUUCGCGAAAAAUGAAUAAUUUAGAGAACAUUUUCUAAAAAAUGAUUGCUUGAAUCGCUUCAAAUAAUUAGCCAAGAAAAAAUAUUUUCAUUAUUGACAACUAUCAUUUUUGUCGACGAUGAAAAUAUUUUUCAUUCAUUCAUUUUUUUAAGCGAUACAAAUGAUCAUUAUUAGGAAAAUAUUUUUCAAAUCAUUCAUUUUUCGUGAAACAACGGAGCCAAGACCUUGAGUAUAUAUGGCUAUACAUUUUCCUUUUGGGUGAAAUAGCCUUAUCUGCUUAUCUAGGGAGAGAUUUUUAGGGAAAUAGGACCUUCGAGAGGUUUUCAUUUUACAAAGAUUAUAGAUACCAAAGGUUUUAGUAACUUUUCAACAUUUAUUUGCGGAACUGUGUUAAAUUAAUUAAUGAUUAUGAGAAAUUACUAA
Molecule: messenger RNA, 4018 nt
Organism: Syzygium oleosum
Lineage: Eukaryota; Viridiplantae; Streptophyta; Magnoliopsida; Myrtales; Myrtaceae
Product: putative pentatricopeptide repeat-containing protein At2g01510
Exons: 6
Coding region: 362-2815 (817 amino acids)
Biological process (GO): RNA modification
Molecular function (GO): protein binding; RNA binding; zinc ion binding
Source: RefSeq, a predicted model, not a curated record